This is a messenger RNA of Hippocampus zosterae (dwarf seahorse), 3289 nucleotides long. It is a transcript of the gene cfap251, whose product is annotated as cilia and flagella associated protein 251. Gene Ontology annotation, molecular function: protein binding. Gene Ontology annotation, cellular component: sperm flagellum. Bases 139 to 3186 code for a protein of 1015 amino acids. NCBI's taxonomy places the organism in Eukaryota, Metazoa, Chordata, Actinopteri, Syngnathiformes, Syngnathidae. The record is from RefSeq and is a predicted model, not a curated record. The transcript is spliced from 21 exons.
ACGAUAGCGACUCUGCAACAUUAAGUUGGCUACCAUUUCUAAUGCAGUGUGGUGAUAUAAUAAUAUUUAUUUAAUAAUAUUAUCAUUUAAUAUUGCUCCCUGGAGAAACACCUCAAUUAAAUUAAUAAUUGAACCUUUAUGACGAGGAACGUGGUCAUUUUAUGCGUCGCAGCUGGAACGCAUUUCAACUCUCAGGGGGAUAAAUAUACAUUUUUAAUUGAAUUGAUUGUAAUUGAUGUGUUGAUUAACAGUCAAUUCCUUUUAUUUUUAGAAUCCAUAGACACGUCACUUUCUGGCAAAAUGUCUGAAAGCGACAUUGACAAACUAAGGCGAAGCAGGGAGUCUCUAGUCUACACUGCAACCAGAGAAACCCUUUUCGCACAGGAGACCACACACAGCAAAACACAUGCAUUGUCACUUGAUUGGGUCUCUGGAGUGAAUUCCUCCCUUCCCGUGUACAUUCUGCAAGACCACAGUCAGCUGGUGUUCCUCUAUGCCGGAGCUCACGUCGCGAUCAUUUACAACCACACCACCAACUCCCAGCACAUACUCCAGGGUCACUGCUCCCCCAUUUCAUGUAUGUGCGUCAGCGAAGACCGACGCUGGAUCGGGACAGCGGACCAGAACAAGAAAAGCACUGUCAUACUGUGGGAUUCAUAUUCUGGCAUUCCCGUGCACACUUUGUUCGACUGCCAUCCCAAGGGGGGGGUCAUCGCCAUUGGGUUUUCAGCGGACGCCAAACAGCUGGUGACGCUCGGGAAUGAGAAAGCUCAAUGUGUUUGUAUCUGGGAUUGGACCAACGACUGCCAUGAACCGCUCUGGCUCACAGAGCUCCGGCCUGAAUAUGGUUAUCAAAAUUACAUUAUUUUUAACCCAAACAACAGCACUCAGUUGCUGAGCAGCAGUGAGAGCCAAGUGUUGUUUUACAGCACGGCACAAGGAACUUUGCAACAUGUUCCACUAAAGAUUAUUAAGCUGGGCGAUGCGGCCACCCUGGAACUCAACGCGUCCCUCUUCCCCAAUUCCACGCCCGAGUACUGCGAAAUCCACAAACUGGCAGGCGGCCCUCUGAGCCCGUCCGUUUUCCACUGGCGAGAAUUCCGAAUCCUCACCCCAUCGAGAGCGGGCGUCAUCAUGGUCUGGGACCUCACGCAGGACCUGGACUCCAACCAAAGGCUGAGCCGGGACCAUGUGAAGAUCAUCUCUCUGCAGGAGCAUCCCAUCACUGUGCUCGCGGUGGUAGACAACUGCAUCGUGACCGGAGACACGCGGGGCCACGUCAAUUUUUACGAUGAAAACAUGCUGCUCCUGACCUGGUUCACCCAAAUGAACCUGGACCGCAUUGUCUCCAUUUCCUUUUCUAAAGAGUUUGAAAGAGAGUAUCUGGAAGACGGCACUUUGGAUACCAAGCCAGUGCUUGGCAGGAACUUUGUGGUGUCCUCGUCGACCUCCGCGGUUGUCCACGUGAAUAUGGAAAGAAGCACGUGGCGGGUCCUGCUGCAAGAGAACUGCGACCCUCUCCACGCCGUGGCCUGCAAUCCCAAACAGCCCACCGUGGUCAUGGGCAACUGCAGCGGCAUCUUAAAAGUCUGGGACUACCGGCAGAAGCGGAUCGUCUGCAGGACGGUCUUGGAGAAAGAAAAAGAAAUCCGCUGUGUCACCAUUGACCCGCAAGGACGCUACCUGGCCGUCGGUUUUGCGAGCGGAGCCGUCCACUUUCUGGAUGCCAACACCUUACAAAGCGACCCCAAGGAGUGUUUCGAUUACCCCCCAGACAGCAUCAGCCACAUGAGCUUUUCGCAUGACUCCAGAUACCUUGCCACUGCAGAUGUAGGGAAGGCAGUGACGUUAUUUCGCAUGCAGCAGCCUCAGUGGAUCUACUUGGGCAGGUACCGCUCGCACUACAAAGCCAUUACGGACCUCCUCUUUGGGGUGCACCAGGACAGCUCUAAGCCCAGACUGUUCACGCUGGGUGUGGAUCGCCUGCUGGUGGAGUACGACGUGGAGAGCAGUGACGUAGGGCAGGUGGUCAUCCUGAGCUCCAAGCGCCUUGAGCAGAGUGCGGUACCCAAGUGCAUGACCUGGUACCCGCCACUGAGCUCCGAGGAGUUUUUGGUGGUCGCCUCGGAUCAAUACAAGAUGAAGCUUUUCAACAGCAUGUCUAAGACAUGCAGAAAGACCCUCCUCGGGCCGACGUACGGAAGCCCCGUUAAGAAAAUUGGGAUCCUACCGACGUCUGAAAAUAACGAGAGCGGCUCGCGUUACAUGGCGUACGUCACAGAGGACAAGGUUGGCCUGCAGAUCCUGCCUCUGGACGGCAACCCUUACAAGUCCCAAGCGGUGCUCUGCCAUCCCACCGGCGUGUCUACGUUCGCCUACUCCCACGACGGGUUGUUUGUUUUCACUGCAGGUGGUCCUGACUGCACUGUCCUGUCGUGGCAGAUAAGCUACAGUGCCCUGGAGGGAGCAGCAGCCUUGGGAGGAAAGGAGCUGGAGCCAUAUUACACGCUUUUAGAGGGAGGCAGGAAUGGGGAAUUUUACAGGGAAAUUGAAGACUUUUUCUAUUACUGCCAAAUUCAUAAUCAAGGCCUGGAAUCCAUGGAAACACGACAGCUGUCUCCCAAAAUUCCGCUGACGGAAUUGCCUUCCCUCAUGCGGGCUUUGGCCUACUUUCCGACUGAAAGAGAGGUUGAAGACAUGCUAAAUGAGGUGAAGUUGGGCCAGUACACAGAAACGGGAGAGUACAUCACGGACAUCAACCUGGCGGAGCUGAUCAAACUCUACAUCAACCACCGGCCAGCUUUUGGCAUCUCGGCAGAGGAGCUGGUCACCGCCUUUGAGGUCCUCGGCGAGCCUGGCGGACCCACAGGGAAGCCCGUUCUGGACAGAGACCACAUGCUGGAGCUCCUGCAGGUCCGAGGGGAAGCCAUGACACAGGAUGAGCUGGCAGAGUGUUUCACUGGACUGUUAGGCCUAUUUGAAGUGGAAGAAGAUGAAAAUCCUGAGGCCGACCUCUUUAAAACUGACAACGUGAGCCAAGAAUACACUCUGGAGAGUGUGAUCCCAGAGAAGAUAUCCAUAGAGAUAUUUACACAUCACAUCCUGGGCCUCCCUCCAUCAUCAUCACCAUCACUGACACCCAAGAAAGGACAUAAAGGAUCAGAGCCACAGCUUGAUGAUGGCUGAAUGUGAAAUCCAUUUAUAUGUAGAUAAUUAUUAUUUAUCAGUAUUACACAAAGUAAAAAUAAUAAUUUAAUUCUGCAUAGCUACACAUAUACAAUAUGUGUGU